This is a messenger RNA of Malania oleifera, 631 nucleotides long. RefSeq lists its product as uncharacterized. The coding region runs from base 162 to 563 and encodes 133 amino acids. The record is from RefSeq and is a predicted model, not a curated record. The transcript has 2 exons. Lineage: Eukaryota; Viridiplantae; Streptophyta; Magnoliopsida; Santalales; Ximeniaceae.
GGAGGACCGGGUUGAUUCUCCAAGAGAUGGACCUAAUUUUUUUUUCAUUAAAAGGUAGCACAAGACCAAUCAGCUAACACCCAUGGCAGCCCAAUAAAAAAAUCCAACCAUUCUCUCUCUAUCUCUCUCUCUCUCUCUCUCUCUCUCUCUCAACAACAGGUAUGGCUGUGGCUCACAGUAUUUCUAUGAAGAUCAAGUUGUGCUCAAACAUCAGGCAGGGAGAGGCAAAGCCAAAUCAGUCCCAAGUGCGGAAGCGAUGCUUGAGGUGCAACACCCUUUACCACGACAAGGAUAAUUCCCCAGCUGCUUGCUCUUUCCACGGCCACUCCACUGGGGAGAAGGGAUUAUUUGCAUUGGCUCCACCACACCAAGGGAUCGAUGGAGAGUGGAGCGAUGGCUCUGGAGUGAUUGUGUACAAAUGGAAUGAAAAGAGCAAGAGGCCAAACACUGGGCGAGCCAACUGGAAGAAGAGAUGGAGUUGCUGCGCUGAGUAUGGUGAAAAUGCUCCUCCUUGUAGGCAGGGAUGGCAUGUCUCCUAUGAUGAUGGCUUUACUCUCUUUUAGCCUCAUUUAAUCUUAUAUAACACAUUGUUUAGUAUUAUUUAUGGCACGAACACGAAUUCGCACUUUAA